This is a messenger RNA of Glarea lozoyensis ATCC 20868, 843 nucleotides long. RefSeq names its product (Phosphotyrosine protein) phosphatases II. Gene Ontology annotation, molecular function: phosphoprotein phosphatase activity. Gene Ontology annotation, biological process: dephosphorylation. Lineage: Eukaryota; Fungi; Ascomycota; Leotiomycetes; Helotiales; Helotiaceae. Bases 1 to 843 code for a protein of 280 amino acids. The record is from RefSeq and is a predicted model, not a curated record. The transcript is spliced from 2 exons.
AUGGCCUCCUCCUCACCACCCGACGAGUUCUCCCCUCCCUUCAUCCAAAUCGACGGCCUGGACAACUUCCGCGACAUCGGUUCCUGGCCCACCACCACCCCCCACGUCAGCGUCCGCCAGAACGUCCUCUACCGCGGCCCAGAUCUCGGUCCUAUCACUCCAAAAGGUGAACAGGAACUGCGUGACCUAGGCAUCGAGACGAUCUUCGAUAUCAGAAGCGUACCGCAGAUUGAGCGGGCGGGAGGUGUGCAGGAGGUUGAGGGCAUCAAGAGGGUCUGGUGUCCGGUUUUUGAGGAGAGUGAGUAUACGCUUGAUAAGGCGGGGUUGAGGUAUACGCAGUAUGCUUCCGAUGGGACGGAUGGUAUUGUUGAAGCUUUUGAGGAGAUCCUGAGACAUGGCGCGAAAACUACGAUGAAGCCUCUCCUGGAACAUCUCGCUUCCCUUCCUACGGAAGGCAAGAUCCCAGCCGCGAUGAUCCAUUGCACGACGGGUAAUAACCGUUCUGGGGUUUUCAUUGGCGUCUUGCUUGCGUUGCUCGGCGUGGAUGACGAGGUGGUGGCGGAGGAAUACAGUCUCUCCCAGGUUGGGCUACAGCGCGGAAGAGAUAUGGUUGUCGAUCGGCUGAUGCGUAAUCCAAAGUUUAGGGAGGCGCUGGGGGAGGGGGAAGAGGGUAGGAAGAGGGCGGAGAGGAUGGUUGGGGCGAGGGUGGAGAGUAUGAGGGAUAUGUUGAAGAUGGUGCAGAGGAGGUGGGGGGGUGUGGAGGGGUAUGUUAGAGAGGAAGUUGGGUUGGGAGAUGAGGUUAUACAAGGGUUGAGGAGGGUUAUGAGAGUUACUGGGGAGUAG